GCCCCGCAGCGUGGUUCGGUGGCGCGAGAGGCGGGAAGUCGCCGUGGUAAACGGGGCCUUGGGGCGUCCCGAAGGGGACCCAGACGCGGGAGGCCAGACUUCCCCGGCGACCCGAGGAGGGGACUUGCGGCGGAUUCCGAAGCCGCUUUUUCUGCGUAGCCUGGAGAGUUUAAAUCGCCGAGAUUCUCCUGUGUGGAGAAGGCGCUGGUGCCCGCCCGCUGUUGCGCGACUCUAGAGGGGUGUCUUUUUCCCUUAAUCUGAGCGCAGUCGCGGAGCCCCUGUUUCCCACGCAGCCUGUGCUAAGUGGCCUCGUGAGUUUUCGCACGGCAUCCUCGGUGCCUCUUCUUUGAAGCUAAGCUUCCAUAACUCUAAAGCACUUUUCGUUUUAAACUCAAACCAGACUCACUUGUUUCUAUGAUCAUCUGUCUCCCAGUACGGAUGGAUGAGUUUGGCUUCAAGAAUGUACUUGUGGCUGGUGCCAAGGGAAAACAGGCACAAAUCCUGAAGAGCCCGUGGGCAUGGACCGCUCAUCUGUAAAGAAAGUGGAGACAUGACCUUGAGAUUUGGCUCAGACUCAGCAAUGCCGGGGCCUUCGCAAGUCUGAUGUUCCAGGACUCCAGUGCCUGUUGGUGUGGACGGAGGACACGGGGCGCCGACCAUGGUCACACUCAUCACUGAGAAGCUGCAGAGCCAGAGCCUGGACGACUUCACCUGCAAGGCCGAGGCUGGCCCGUAUUCUGCCGAAGCCCUGAACAAGAGCGGUCGUCUGUUCCCUUUGGAGCUCAAUGACCAGAGUCCCUGGAAGGUCUUAAGUGGAGGACGGCCUGUCGGAAGCCAGGCAGCCACAGGCCCUGAUUUCUCCUUCCUGCCGGGCCUGUCUGCUGCUGCUCACGCCAUGGGUCUUCAGUGGCAGCCAGAGUCCCCGGGCCCAGGUGCAGGCCUGGCUGCAGCCAGCACUGUGGUGUUUCACCCCAGUGAAAGCACAGGCUUGUCCCCGGCCCCACCGAACAAGCGACAUUGCCAGUCCUUGUCAGAACCCGAGGAGCUUGUGCGCUGCCAGUCCCCCUGGCGCCCCGGCAGCUCCAAGGUCUGGACUCCAGUCUCCAAGAGGCGGUGCAACAGCGGCGGGAGCACCACUCUGCAGGGAAGCCCUGGCGCCAUCCUGCCGAGGCAUGCUGUGUGGUUGGCUGGUCUCACUUCACCUGCCACGCCCCGGCCGUCCUCGGCCAGCAGCGGCUUCGUGGACAGCAGCAAGGGCAGUGCAGGCUCAGGCCCACUCUGGUGUUCUGCGGAGCCCUGCUUGCUCUCCACGAGGUGCCGCCUGUCCCUCUCACAGGAGCAACUCGCAGGUGCAGGCACUCCCCUGCCCUCAGCCAGCAGCAGCCCCACGUCCACGCCUGAGCUGGGCUGGCACCGCGGGCUGCUCCGGUGCCGCUCACAGCCAUGCGUGCUCAGUGGGAAGAGGAGCCGGCGCAAACGGAGGCGUGAGGAGGAUGCCAGGUGGACACGCCCAUCCUUGGACUUCCUAAAAAUGACCCAGACUUUAAAAAAUUCAAAAAGCCUUUGCUCCCUCAAUUACGAAGAUGACGGUGAGGAUGACACCCCAGUGAAGAUGGUUCUGUCCUCCCCGUGUGACUCCCGGGGCCUCCCUGGCAUCACCAUGCCUGGCUGCAGCCAGAGGGGCCUCAGGACCAGCCCUGCCCACCCCAGCCUGUGGGCCUCAAGGGAGUCAGUGACCGGUGAUGGCUCGAGCAGGAGCAACGGGGACCUCAGUGAUGGGGACAGUGCUGGGGAGGAGGGCAUCUUCCCCCAGGCCCGCGGGGAGCUGGACCUGGAGCAGAUCGAGAACAACUGAGGCUGGUGGGGGCUGGUUGGGGCCACUGCUGCCGCCUGCACCUGCCCUGGGGCACAGAGUAGGUUUCAUGUUGCUUGGAAUAUUAAGGCAUAAUUUUGAUUCAGUUUUUCCUAAAGAAACAUUUUGCAUUUUUAUGGCUUUUGCAGUUCGAGGGAAAGCUUCUCUAUUUGGGAUGCAUUUCAGAAGGGCGUUCUAUUAAACAUGAAUCUGAAACAGAUUAACAUGGGUCUGUGUUCCCCAUGAAAGGCCUGCUGUGCAGGGCGCCUUGUGUGCUUUAGUUGCUAGGAAACCCCAGGCGUCGGUGGUCAGCGCCCCACUGGCCCUGUGUGUCCCCUUCCUCCUGAGGGGUCACGGUGCCUGGGGCUUGUGCAUGGGCAUCUGUGCCCAUGAACCUUGUCACCCACUUGCCAGUGAACCGCCAGUUUGUGGCCGCCUGGUUUUCUACCAGUGGCUGUGAUGGCCUUUGGGGCAGACCGAGCUGCCGUGAGUCCAUGCUUCCCGUGGCCUGGGAGGGCCCUUGCGCCUUCAGGUGGGGUGUGGUGCCAGGCCUCUGGGAAGGCCGUCCUGCCAGCAGCACCUGUCAGCACCCACUCUGUGAAUUUAAUACAAGGCGUUUGCUUUGCACAUAUGACUUCUGAUUAAUUUUCAUUUCCACCAUCUGAAGUGGGCCUGGCUAUGCCUCAGGCCUCUGGUCUCUGGCUCAGAACCAGACAGGGCAAGGGAUUUCCUGUUUUUCAUUCCUGCACUUUUAAUAAAAUUGUAGGGGUUUCGAGUUUGCGAUAACAAAAGAAAACAUUAAUACUUUUUUGAAAUUUUCUUGAUUUUUUUUCCCAAUAAAAUUCAUGAAAGGUCA
Molecule: messenger RNA, 2708 nt
Organism: Symphalangus syndactylus (siamang)
Lineage: Eukaryota; Metazoa; Chordata; Mammalia; Primates; Hylobatidae
Gene: FAM53A
Product: family with sequence similarity 53 member A
Biological process (GO): protein import into nucleus
Cellular component (GO): nucleus
Source: RefSeq, a predicted model, not a curated record